UUCAGGGAUGAGAUAUUUCUUGCUUCAAAUGAAAGUUUGUUUCAUAGUUUAGGUCCAGUAUAGCGAAGGGAGUGCUUUCCAAAGUAACAGUCGAAAUCGGGGGGAGAAUAAAGUCAGCGUUUCUUAUAUUAUAGGGUGCAUGAGGUGCUUAGUGUAAAUAAGUCCUAGAUUCUCUGUGGUAGAAGUUUCAACUUUACUUUGUACAUGAGGUUUAAAAUGUCUUCUAUACGUCUGUUGUAUAAAGAGUAGGCAUGAAUAGAUUGUACUAGUAAAUUCAGGAAAAGUUGCUUCACAUUAUACCCAAAAGUUGCUCUAAAGUUGCUCAAAUAUCAAAAAGUUACCACCAAAAUUUAGAAAAGUUGCUUGCUCUAGAGUCGUUUUGUUUUAGAUAAAUACUCAAAACGUGUUUGUUUGUUUGUUGCCAUUUAAACAUUUUCAUUAAAUAUUCUUACAAUCAUUAAAAGAGGCCAAAAGCCAUUGUUAUAUGACAAAUAUAAAUACUAUCUUGUAAUCAAUAUACUCUUACAGAUACACAGAUAGCCGCUGUCCAGAUUUCGUGGGCGUAAUGCAAGUGUUAUUUUAUUGUCAUUUUAUUGUAUAUCCUUAGUUUUAAUAAAAUCAGUUUUGAUAAAACCAGUUUUAAUAAAAUCCUUCGAAAUGAAACGACCUUUUAUGGUUUGGAUCGGUUUUAUAUCAAUUUGUUGCUCAAAAGUUGCCAAGGAAGGCAAAAGUUGCCCUAGGUUGCUGGUACUACAGACAGUUGCUCAAACCGCUAAAAGUUGCUCAAAAGUUGCCGAGCACAAUCUAUUUAUGCCUAAUAAAGAGGGUAAGUUGGCUUUUACUAGCAGUUCUUCAUAACCAGAUUAUUUGUCAUUGAAUAUCGUCCUAAGCCCUCUUUCUUGAAUGCGCUCCAGUUUCCUCCUGUCACUUUCUCGACACUGAAAAGUGCCAGGUUAAAUGGCCAUAGGUUAGACGAGGAAGUUUGGCUGCUUUGUACAGUUGUAGCUUCGCGGCUGUUGGUACAAGGAUUUUUAGCCUCAUGAGAACCCCAAUCCUUUGACUAGCUUAAAAAUUUUAUUAAUACUAAAUGUCUUCGGCAGAGUAGAUGAAAAACGUUUGGUGAUAUCAAAUUAUUGAUAAGUAGUUUACUAAGACAUUUUACUUUGGCCAAAGAAAACACUUCCACGGUUUCAUUUUCACGCGAAUCUAGAAAAUUUAUAAGCAUGCGAUAUAUAUAAAAUCUGUUUCAUAAUUAAAAGCUUUACCUUACUAUUUACACCCGUUCUGCUGCAGCUCAAAACUGGCAUAAUAAAUAAUGAAUUUAAAUAUUAUUAUAAUUAUUUUUAUCAUUGUUCUUUUGAACAUUUUGGCGUCCUAAAAAGGACUUUUAGUAACUGAUAAGUAGAUAACCAAAUUUCUUAACUUUUUUGUCAAAAAUAUGGCCAAAAUCCUCAGUUUUUGCCAGAGAUACUUCUCCAGAAUACCAACUUUAACUUUUAGAAAUUCGAAUGUGUUCUCGGUAUUUAUUCCCGACUGUUUAUUGCAAAACACAGUUUGAUCGAGUUUUAGGUCUUCAAGGAAAAUUCUUAGCUAACUGAAUACGACGAAUCAAUUCGCCCUGGAGACAAGAAAAGUAUUGUAGAAGUCGUAAGCGGACGAUAUCGGGGGAAUUAUCAUUUUUUACAAAUUUUCAGAAAAUGUCAGACAGAAUUUGUAUGUAAAAUCUUUAUUCAGUUUAUAGCGGAGCUCCACGCACGCGGAGCCCCAUAUCCAUCCUAGAAAAUUUGGUAAUCACGUGAUCGUACACCGAGCGACCGUCCGUCUGCACCAAAGGCAUACCAAUGUACAAUAACUCAAUCAACAGGUAUGGGAACUCGAGGUUAUUUUGGCGGGAAAUUUUGAUAGCCACCCGCGUCUUGUGAAGCAGAGACAACUAACGAGUCAAUAAACAGAAUAAAGACGAAAACGGAAAGCGGAAAUUGUUUCUGUAUCCGUGUUGUCUAAAGUAUUAAGCUUAGAUAAAUUGUCAUCUCCACAAAUUUGGAAUACAGAGAAAAAGAGAAAGUAGGCGACAGAACAGCGAAGCUCAGCGGGGGGCUUAUUUUUUUCAAGCACUCACACGUUUGUUUCAUUUAAUUUACCAUGCAUUUUCACAACUAACUGUCUGAGGCUAAUUUGACAAGAGAUAAAUUUAUCUCUUGUGAAAUUAGCCUCAGACAAUUAAUUGUGAACUUUGACAGACUCAACAAGCCAGUAUAAAAACAUGUACGAGAAGUUGAGCUCUUUGCAUGUUUCAAGGUCUGUUAGGGAAAGUUCAUUUAAUAUGACAAGGGGGGAGGGGGGGAUGAAGAUAUUGAGGGGGGGCUCCGAAAAGUUUUAGACACCCGAACGGGGGGCUCUGAAAAAAUUGUUGUGCUAGGAGGGGGGGCUCCGAAAAUUUGUAUACUUCAAAACCAACACAUGACAUCAUCAUACAGAUCGGAUGGUUUUCAACUCAACAAUUUAAUGACCUGUGCAACUCAGCUAUAUCACGUGGUUUACAGAUAUAACAAAUGUAGUCUCAGUAAUUAUUACACUCUUGUUCAUCCCAAAAAUGCUUUAGAAAAUUGUAUCACAACUUUAUCUCAAGUUUGUCAUAGUAUAAACCAUUGAAUACAAUAACGGUAAAUAUAUUUAAUACAGUCUAGCGAUCUUUUUUCAGGGGAGCAAAGGAAUUGAAGGAGGAGGGGGGGGGGCUCUGAAAUUUUUUCGACUACCAAGGAGGGGGCUCCUAAAAAAUUGAACCGCUAGCGAGGGGGGCUGCUAAAAUUUCAAGCUUCGAGUUUCAAUAUCUUCAUCCCCCCCCUUGUCAUAUUAAAUGAACUUUCCCUUAACAUUCCAUUUCUUUUUCGUUACACGUAACUUAUUGGAGAUAAUUUGUUUCCUAGCGAGCAAUUCUUUAACGAUGUCAGUUACUCACUUACGUUGAGUAAAAAAAAGAACAGAGACACUAAAAGAGACACAAGAAUUCAUAAAUUCUUUCGUCAGAAAACUAAUUACAAUGUAAAGAUUACCAUUGUAAAAAGACCAUGUUGUUUACUCCUUACGCCUUUACCGACAAGAUUACUUGUCACUUCAAAUGACACAAUGCAGACCUAACGUCAGAAGUAACUUCUAAAAUGUAACGUCAAAAUGAAGAGUUUGACUCCUUAAUGUCAGAUUUUACUUCCAACCUUAAAAUGUAUGCAACUUGCCCAGGGCCUGUGCGACUUCAAAUAGGUAAAAGUCAAAAAGGAUUUGUUUUUGAAAGUCAAAACACGGUUAAAUUGAUGAUUACACUCAGGCAAAGCCUACGCCAGUUUUCCUAACAUACGACAGGGUGUUCAUAUUCAAGCACAACUUUGCUGUUGGAGACAAAGUUGCUGAAAUGCAAAGUUGUUGAAAUGCAAUCUGUCGUUACUGGUACGCAGUUCAUUAUAACACCAAUUUCGAUGGGCCUGUAACAUUGAACAGCAAUCAGAUUCUGACGGCUCUCCAAGGACAAGUGAAAUUUUAAAACGUUAACUUCUCUUAAAACACGAAAAUCGUGGCGUAUUUUAUCCAUCAGUCAAUUGAAACCCCGAUCCCCCGAGCCCGGGGCAUAGCGAUGAUGGACCCGGGAACCCAAUCUGAUUCCCGAUUUCGCACGUUUUUAGAUUCAGUAACACAUAUGCAUACCUUUCACCAGCUGUGUCAACACUAUGAAGACUUCUUCCCCAAUUCAUUUUGCAGAGGAUAGCAUCAAAAACUGCAUUUGAAAUUAACAGAGCGUUAAAAUCAAUAAACCUUAAGGUUAUUUUUAAUUUUCAAAUGUAGGCGUGAUAUGCUUGUCUUCAUUUUGAAGUAUCUUGCCGCGAGUACCUGUACAAUCUUGGAUUUAAAAUACUUGUACUGUUAAAUUGGAACAUUGCAAGUAAAUUUUUUAACUUCACCAGGCGUCAUGAAACUUCUUUUGGUGUCACUAUUAUUAGUACCCUAUGGUGCUAUCUUUGUUUUCACCAAAGGUAAGUUCAAGACCAUGAGUCGAUCAGUAUUUAUUGAAUUGAUAGUAUUUUAUUUCAAAUCCUGACAUUAAGUUUAGCGUACUGCUUACUGAUGAGAUUAAAGACGAUAUUAUUAGUUACAUUGAAAUUUUUUAAUCCAUUUUUAUCGUUCAGGCUAAAUAGUUUUAUUGUGAAAGAGGCAAUGUCACUUCACUAGUAUUUCUUUGUAAUAAAUCAAGAGAAUAUGAUUGAAUCAAAAAAUAAACUGUGGCUAAACUAUUCGAUAUUUCGUUUCAAACUACACACUACACUUUCUCGCUGCAGCUGGGAGCUUUCCAAAUCAUGAACCUCCAGGCUAGCUCUUCAAGCCUCAAUGAAUUAAGGACGAAGUACAAAUUGAGUGCACCCACAUUUUAAGGUUCUUCCUUACUUUUAAGAGAGAGAACUGCAUUUCUGUAAGGUUAAAUAUUCGUCUCUCAUUAGCAUUUCCUCAUAUUGGUUAUCCGGCUGAGGACCAUCGUCAAACCAAAACGUCCGUGAGUUUUAAAUAUGAAUUACAUUGCAAUUCGCCUUUUAAAAAAUUUUAUUAAAAAACUUAAAGUAACAAAAUAGAAGAAAUUGUUUCUGAAUCUUACUUAAUCCUACCGUAGAUUUGCUGUCCGUGCUUUCAAUUCAAUUCGUCAAAAUGAUUUUUAGGGUUCAGAUCACAUUUUCUAGCUAUCGCUUAGACCACAGUUAUACCAUAUACAGGGGUGUUCCAAAUACCCCGCGUCAUUUAGCCGGAGGUUUCGUUGACCAAUGGCGGAAUGAAAAUUUAUUUGCGGCAAAGCAGCCAGGAAAAAGAAGGAAAACUGAAACCUUUUCGUUUCUCUUUCCCAUUCCUCUCACGGCUUUGUCACAAAUGAAGUCACGCAGCUCUGUGUAGAAUAAAUUCGUUUUUUCAAAGAUCGUUUUUUUUAGAAUUCUUAAAUUGAAUAAAACUGAGGUCACUGAAGCCGAACAGGAGAUUCUUGUGAAACACAAUAAUGGUCUGCUGGUUGUUAAACAAUGGACAGGUGCAUUAAAUCGGGUGAUGCCCUCACUAAAAAUGCUAACCUCUUGCUAUACGGUCGGUCAUUAUUUUUAAGAGGGCCCCGGGGCUAUACCUUUUAUCAUAACAGAUAAAUCCAAAAUCCCAUUUGUAUACAUCCAAAAUAGAAAAAUGUAACACUACAGUGACAAAACCAAGUAAAACCAGACAAUAUUGAUAUUGUCAAAACUUCACCCCCAAUUUCGCACGAGAUUGAUCAUGGUGACAAUCUUGGAAACACCUUACAGGCAUAAAGAGACACCUAUACGAAGGGGACUUACUACUGACGGCCCAUGAAUACAAGGUGCUUAAAACUAGGACCCAAGGACAUAAACGAGGUUUCACACUCGGUCGCAGGUGGCCUGAUGGGCCUGAUGGCCCCAUGAUCCCUUUCCAGCUGGACAGUGAUCUAGGUAAGUACAGUUGUACUAGAGUUUUAAAAGGGAAAAUCUAGGAGAGAUAAUUACUGGCCAUCCUUGUCUAAUUGUGCUUUAAAAUUCGUUUAAUUUUGCACUCGGCUUUUUUUGAGAGGAAAACUGCCGGGGUCGGCUAUAAGUGCUUUCCUUAGAUCCGUUUACACCGGUCCGGACAAAUUUUUGAAUGGGCAAAUGUUUUACCUGUGCGAACCAUUUACAAGGAACCGUGCACUUCUGUCACAAAUUGCAGUGUUGUUGCCAGUGGCGGAUUCAGGGAAGGGGCCCGGGGGGCCGCCCCCCACCUAAUUUUUGAACAACGCCUCCCCCUGCUUAUAUUAGAGUCUGGAUGACCGUCUCUCUUCCCCCCCCCCCCCCCCCCCUUGUCUGAAAGUCUGGUUCCGCCACUGGUUGCCAUUCAAAAACUUGCACGGGUCCGCGGAUCCCGUUUGAACAAAAGACAGAUCUGUGCAAGUUUUGGUCCGUUUAAAAAUUUGUACGGACCCAUGUAAACAGGAUCUUAGAAUCGCUAGAAAGGAGUCCCAGCCUUAUAAGCGGACUGUUGCGGGGUUGAGAUCUUUUUGUGAGAGAAUAGUUCUUUAAAAGGGGUUUGAAUGCAUGAUGAAAUGUUACUUACUGAUCUUUAUUGUCGAAGAGCUACAGGGUCGACAUGACCACAGAAAAAGGUAGAGUUAACUUGAUUUUAUCAAGCCUUUGCAUUUUGAAGGGAAGAGUUCGAAGGCUGGUGACGCAAUUGAAGGAGCCAUGAAAGAAUGGGAGAAAAAAUCGUGCGUGAAAUUUGUACCUCGGUCCAACCAAAGGGUCUACAUUACAUUUAUCCAAGAUAAGAGGGAUCGGUAAGUAUCAAGAGAUGAUGAAGUACUUAUGGGUUUUUUCUUGAAUGUACAUAUAUCUUACAAGUCAAGGAAAUACUUGGUUAUCGAUGCUGUACCGAUUGGCGGCAGUGUGGGGCUUGGCGGAGAUUUUGGUUUCAUCAAUUUCUUAAGCUAUAAAUUUUUCCCAAGUCCUUUCAGAAAAGCCAAAUACGGAUUAUAGUUCCAUUUUGAUAUAUAAAUAUAGUAAUACACAUUCAGGACAACCUCUUGUAAGCGACUACUUAUCCAAAACACCAAAUAUUUUCCCGGUCAAAGCCUUAUAGUUGGAAACUCUCUUAAACGUACCAACUCCCGUUAGAGUUCGCUUCAACUUUUUUGAAUGAUUGCUUUAAAAGUUUGCAUUGUUUGUUACCUCUUCUGAAAGACCUUUUGAUACAAUGGUCUGAUCUUUGUGAUCCCUUUAUGUACUACGCUGCUCAGAGAUUGUGAAAAAUGUAGAUAUGUUCGGACUUCUCCUCGAAAAAUACCUCCUGCAGCUGAAAUCCAUGAUGAGGCGAGUUCUGUGUUUUGGUUGGCUACCCGAGCGAGCAAGAUAGGCCUUUACUUUUCCACCACAAAAUAAAUCCCAUUAACGACACAGUUUGAUCGGGCAAGAUGGUUGGAAACUCCUUGCAAGUGCGAAAUUUGGAGCUCUGAUGAUUCUUUUAUAUUAUGCUUAUCUGUAAUUACAUUGUUUAGGAAAUGUUGUACGACACCGUGUGACGCUACCCAGUUCAUUAUACUAUAUUAAUAUGGCCAAAAGGUGGUCGUGUUAACGGGUUCCGUUGUAUCAAGUGUUUGCUUAUGUGUGAUUUGUCUUUUCAGUUGUGCCUCAACAAACGUUGGUUACACUGGUAGACCAUACUCUGUGCUUCUUGCUCCAAGAUGCUGGUGGCAUGGAAUGAUUCUUCAUGAACUUGGUUAGCGCUAUUUCAAUAAGUUUAAAAGCUUCUCGACGCCUGUGACGACGAAUUACGCUGAUUAAGGAAAAGAAAGAUCAAUACUAAAUGAGUACCUUUUUCAUUUUUAGGUCAUGUUAUUGGAUAUUUGCAUGAACACACUCGUCCUGACCGUGACCGGUACGUGACAGUCAAAUGGGAAAACAUCAAAAAAGGUCAGCUAUAAGGGAAAAUUUAUGCUCGUGUAGUCUUUUCGAUUCCAAAUAGCUUAGAAGUAUCAAACAAAGAAACACUAAGUGGUCUCUUUCUUCCAAUCAAUGGAGAUAAGGUUAAUACUAUCCAGUUUGUGGAAUCUUAUAGUACGAGACGAAGGCGUGUAAAACGUCUUCUUCUAAACCUUCAAAGAAGAUAUUGGGUUUGUCCAGCGUGAACAAGUGCCUGGUGGGACAACGCACAGGGAAGCCUGGCCAUUUUGCUAAAAAAAUAGCUACAAGAAAAAUUUAAAAUAUCGCGAAAUCACAUCGCAGGCUCGGUUUGCGCACGCCUACUAGCAAGUAAUUACCAAAUGUAGAUCGAAGUAGCGUAUUCGUCUGGACGAGUGAUUCCAAACUGGAUUUGUGUUGACGCAUGCGCGAAUAUCAAGUAUACGGUUUACGGUUUCAGCGCGCGUAUUGAGAUUCCUGCGGACGUGGCCUAAGAGUCGUGUCUAUGGCAAACUUCAAACGCCAGAGUCAAGUUGCGAAUUUCUCAAAGUAGAAAACGUGCAGCUGAAAACAGUGCGAAACAAAUGUUAUAGACCGAACUGAUAUGAAACCACUAGUAAUCUUCGUGUGGACGUAAUCAAUAGUAAAGCACCUGUUAAGGGAAAACUUGAUCAGGUGGCACAAAUUCACGUUUGCUGUUUGCCGUAAACGUCACGUGCGAAAAAGGACCUAAAACGUGCUUCUAUACUACUUUCAUAGGAAAAAUGACAAAGAAAGUAAACAGGGCUUUACAAUUAAGAAACCUCAAUUCAUGAAUGAAUUAACCAUGAGGAAUAUCAAAAACCUGAGCAGAAUUAGUUGAUCGCUACGAUACUGUUUUUGGCCAAAUAAGACUUUCUCUGUUUUUAUUAAGGACCUCCUUUUGAAUUUACACCAUGUAUAAUUGUGUUAAGACAUAACACUUAAUUGAAACAACAAACGAGAACUCAAAUUCUGAAGGAAGGGGUUGCGUUAACCUGUUUUUUUUUUUUCACCAGGUAAACCAGGUUAAUUCAAUAAGCAAAUUAAAAUGAUUUCUAUUUAAUUAUACUAUUGCUGCCCAUUAAACAUACACGUCAAGUGAACGUUUAAAAUAAAUGCAAAAUCUGAUAGGCUCACGUUCACUGCAUUUUAGGCCGAGGUCGGGAUUUCCAAAGACAGAACAACAGCGACCCAAGUUCCUACGCAACUCCUUACGACUUCAGCAGCAUUAUGCAUUAUGGAGAUGGAUUUGCCUCUAAAAAUGACAAGACCUUGGUACCGAAAAAAUCAGGGGUAAGAAGCAAGAAAAACCAUUUGCCUGUUUAAAAAUACUACAUUGCGGUUAUUGCUGUUGAAACCCUUGCGAAUUUCUUCUUUCCCGGCCUUCCCAUUCAACGUUGAUUUACGACGUUUAUGCCCGAGCAACUUAUCUUAUUUUAUUUUUUCGUGAAUUUAGAUGUUUCAACUAUUUAUGAACGGGAUUGCAGACGUCUCCUGAACAGGAGAUUUGGAAACCAGAAAUAUUUCUGCUUCAAAAGAGUAAUAGAUUUUUAACAUACUCUUAUACUCUUGCUUUCUUCAGGUGACUAUAGGACACUGGGACUCCCUCAGUGAUAUCGAUAUUCAGCAAAUCAAUUUACACUACAACUGCCCUGCAGGUUAGUUAAGUACUAUGACAUAGAACAACGCAUGAGUCAAUCGAUCAUCAAAUGGCGUGGUCUUGAAAUUGAACGCUGUUCUUUGUUUGUAGAUUCCUACAUCUUCGAAAAAUUCAUCUGCCAAGAUGAGAAAGACAAGAUCGAAUGUUACGGGGGAAGAAAAAUUAAGAUAACACUUGCCUACUACGGCAGGACAAAAGUGUUUAAAUGCGGACUGGGUUUCUCAACCAACUGCAAAGCAAAGGGAUCAGAAGAUAAGGUAACGCCAGACAAACCCCGCUUAAUACGGACACCUCGUUAUUGCAGACAUGCAGUGUUUUCCUUGUCCCUGGGAAAAGAAAGCCCUUACACUUUCUGUAAAUUCAACCCGCUUAAUACCGACAUCCCGUUAAUAUGGACGCUUUCUAUGGCCCCAGCAAGGUCCGUAUUUACAGGGUUGACUGUAAUUCUUUUCACUGAAAAAAAAAAACAAUAAGCAUAGGCUAAUCAUCGGAAAAGUUACGGUGAAGGAAUGUUUGGCAGAGAGUGAGUUUGAACGAUGCACAACUUUGGUAAGUUGUAAUACCUGUCAGAGAGUAGCUUCACCUGAAAUCAAAGUAUUUGUAUAGGUAAUGGUAUGAUUUGUCGUGAUAUUUGGCAUUAUUACCUCGAGUGAUAUUUCAAACUUGCUAUACGUAAUUUCACGAGCCGUUGGGCGAGUGAGAUUUAAGACAAGUUUGAAAUAUCAUGAGUGGUAUUUAUCCCAAAUAUCACAUGCAAAUCGUGCUAUUAUUUGUUUAUACUACUACCCGCAAAAGGUUUGUAAUUUUCACACGUAGGUAUUUCAAAUUAAGCUGAAAUACCACAGCUCUAAGCCAAUCAAAUUGUAGAAAUUUCCCAUGUAGUAGUAUAAAGACUGUUAUUCCUAUAAUCACCAGGCUCCAUUUGUUCAAAAUGUGGAUAGGCUAAUUCCACCGGAUGAAUCGGAUGAAUCUCUAUCGGGUGGAAAGCACAAUUUGUUUCCCUAAUACUUAUCCACUGGGUAGUGAUUUAUCCGAUGGAUAGCGCUGUCCACCUUUUGACCAAAUGGGACCAGGAGGCUGAUGUAUCAGUGUACCCAUUCUGUAAACUGCCUUUUUAAAGGCUUUUCUCACAUUUAAGAGAGCUCCACCCACUGAAACGUUCGUAGAAACCAUAAAUAUUUACGUCACACUUCCUUGAAACUCUAACGACGGGCUUGAGCUCGAGUCCGAUUUUGAAUCUCAGCUGGUAACAGCUUAGAAACGUAUUCCCUUACCAUGUAUUACUCAUGGAACUCGAAAGUCAAAUCAGGGUGACUUUUUUAACGAAUGAUCACAUAUCAAAGUCACUCUAUUAACUAAAGUUUCUAUGUUGUUCUAUCUAUCACGUGGAAGCUCGAGGAAGGGUGGAGCAAUGGUGACAGCACUCGCCUCCCACCAAUGUAGCCAGGAUUUAAAUUCCCUACACCAUAUCUGGGUUGAGUUUGUAGUUACAUCUCUCCCUUGCUCCCUGACGUAUUUCUCCGGGAAUUCCGGUUUUCCCCUCUGAAAAUGUGACAUUUCCAAAUUCCAAUUCGAUCUGGAACGCACAAACACGUUUUAACGAAUUCUUAAGGUGGCUCCGUAAUUAAUACAAGAGCAUUUUGCUAUGACAAAUUUUCCGUCGUAACUUUUUCGAUUUUAACGCGAUGGCUGCGAAAUUUUGCAAAGAACAACAGAUAUCAUUCGGCAAUAAUACAAAAUAUUCCGAUUUCAUUGAAAGUAAAUAUUUCUUGAGAAAUUAGCGCUUAAAAGGACCCUACUGUUCAAAGAAAAUCGCGUCUAGUAAAAACUUUUGCUGAUAUUUUUUACUGAAAUUUGUGGUAUCGGCUUCAAUUGAUAUAAUAAAUAUGCCAGAGGAAUUUCAGAAAAAUCGUUGGAGCAGAAGUCCUUAACUAAAAGUCGCUCAAAAUUCAGCUGUGAAAUUUUUUUGGAAUUUCAAAAAUAAAUUGCUAUCAGGUAGAAGGAGCCACCAGUUCGAAUUUUCGAGACAUGUAAAUUCAACGUUUGCUAAUUCUUAAAACAAAAGCCGAUUGCCUGUCGUGCUAUUCUUUAAAAGGUACUUUUUAGUUUUAGAAGCACUAUAAAUCGCUCCAAACCUGCUCUGAAGUAGAAUUACUUGUUCUUCGACAGCUUUAAAAUAUCCCUCGGCAGUUUUGGCUCAAACGCCUGCUGCGUACAUUUUGAUGUAUUGCAAUGCAUUUUCAAGGACAUUUACUGCUGUUCGUUGCUUCCAACUCAGGAAAAAAGUAUUGAGAUUGGACGCUACCUCGUAUCAGAGCUCAGAUAGAACUGUCCAGCACCUUUGUUUAUGACUACAAAAUGAGCACGAGCGGCAGCUCUGCGAGGAAUUCGCACCUCACCCAGGGGGGAGAACGACAAUGAUGACCAUGCCUGUGAAUCGAAUAACAUCACAGUGCAAAAUAAAAUUAUCGCAAAAAUACUGCCCGUGAAUAAAUUUACAACUCUGAAAGUUUUGUCACUCCUUCCUUCAAUGAAUGGGUAUUUUUUUUCUUGAUUAUUAUGUUUUGCUCUGCAAUACAUGUUUAUACAGAUCUGUUCACAGACAUGGGCAUCAUUGUCAUUCGUCCCCCCUCGCUGAGGUGCGAAUUCCUCGCAGCAGGGCGGAUAAAGGUUGGGCGGUGAAACGAGCGCGUCCGAGUAAAAAGGUGUGAUGCAGUGGACUGGGACUCUGCUUAGAAAUGUCGCUUGUUUUCGACUUCGAUAUGGUUUGUACAUUACACACUGCCGCUGUCACUGAAUUAUGGCAGCUUGAUUUGUUUUCUUGCACUUCUUCCUCUUUCCUUUGUGCUGGUACGCUGUCUCCGAGAGGCAAAUGUUGCUAUUUUUGCGGGAGUUUUAGUUGGAGUAGACAAACAUCUCUUUCAAAGAGUUUCUUAUUACCUCCAUGACUCUACCACUGAAUUAUAUUUUCGUUCUGCUACUCGCCAAUGUCGAUGUUAUUCCAAAACAAAAACAACUAAGUACUGUCUAAAACACGAAGGAAAAUCUCAUCCAUGUCAUCCAUGGCAAAACUAAAAGACAGCAGUAGAUGACGUGUAUUUUAUAAAUGCGUGCAGCUCGUGCAAGGUGAAAUUAUGCUAAUUUCAAUUACCAUCAUCCUUCUUUUUAAUUUUGAAAAAAACAUCUCAUACGUCUUUCUGUUUCUUCGAAACUUCAAAAUUAGUUUCCCCUCAGUUUUUACUGUUUACCUUGUUUUGUUUUAGAGAGAAAAACGGAGAAAAAACCUUACAACUAACCUCAAUAAAUUUUGUUUACAUGCGGUUGCCGGAUUUGCAACGCAUUGCGCGAAUCGACAUGGCGCGUUGCACCCGAGAAGCAAAGUUUGAAGAAGUACAACGCCACUAUAUCAAUAUAUAUCAAUCUAAUUUUUUGUUAUGUUAUAUAAAAUUUAUCCCUCUUUAACAUAUGUAAAAAUUGAGGUUAAGAAGUGUUAAGCUUUUGCAAACGAAACGGUGAAAGACCAUUAGGUUAUAUUUAGUGGAAGGGGGAGGUAUUCAACACUUUCAAAUAAAACUCAAAUUUUGGCAUUAUACGACCAACAAGUUUGACUUAUAGACGUACAGACACAAACAUAUGAAACUGUUUAUUGAUAUUGUUAUGAAACGAAUUUAUCUAUUUAACAUUGUAGCCUGAAAUUACAGAAAGAAAAUAGGAUUUCCGGUUUGCAAAAAGGAAAAUUUCGCCGGCCUUCAAGCGCACCGGAAGCGAGGAAAAGAGCGCUCGUGCCAGUCCUACUCCGCAUCACACAUUAAAUGAAGAGCGGAGCGCUCGUUUCACCGCCCAACAUUUAUCCGCCCUGCCUCGCAGAGUUGCCGCCCGUGCUCAUUUUCUGGUCAUAAACAAAGGUGCUCGACAGUUCUGUCUGAGCUUCGAUACAAGGUAGCUUACAAUCCCAAUACCUUUUUCCUGAAUUGGAAACAACGUACAGCAGGAAAAGCCGUUGAGGAUGCAUUGCAAUACAUCAAAAUGUAUGUAGCAGGAGUUUGAACCAAAACUGCCAAGGGAUAUUUUAAAAAUGUCGAGGAACAAGUCAUUCGACGUCAGAGCAAAGUUUGGAGCAAUUUAUAGUGCUUCUAAAACUGAAAAAUAUCCUCUAAAGAAUAGCACGAGAGGCAAUCGGCUUCUGUUUUAAGAAUUAGCAAACACUGAAUUUACUUGUCCCGAAAAUUGAAAGAGGUGUCCCCUUCUUCCUGAUAGUAAUUUAUUUUUGAAAUUCCAAAACAAUUUCACAGCUAAGUUUUGAGCGACUUUUAGUUGCGGACUUCUGCUCCAACGAUUUUUCUGAAAUUCCUCUGGCAUAUUUAUUAUAUCAAUUGAAGCCGAUACCACAAAUUUCAGUAAAAAAUAUCAGCAAAAUUUUUUACUAGACGCAAUUUUCUUUGAACAGUAGGGUCCUUUAAAGCGCUAAUUUCUCAAGAAAUAUUUACCAUCAAUGAAAUCGGAAUAUUUUGUAUUAUUGCCGAAUGAUAUCUGUUGUUCUUUGCAAAGUUUCGCAGCCACCGAGUUAAAAUCGAAAAAGUUAUGACGGAAAAUUUGUCACAGCUAAAUGCUCUUGUAUUAAUUACGGAGCCACCUUAAGAACUCCUAAGUGCUUCAUAGGCAAACAAAUUACCGUCAAACCCGUUAAUACAGACACCGAGGGGCUAUAAAAAGUGUCCUUAUUAUAAUUAACGGGGUGUCCCUAUUAAGCGGGUUAAAUUUAGAGAAAAUGUAAGGGCUUUCUUUCCCCAGGGGUAAAGCAAACUGCCCGUAAUAAUGAGGUGCCCGUAUUAAGCAGGUUGAGUUUAGAGAAAAUGUAAGGGCUUUCUUUCCCCAGGGAUAAAGCAAACUGUCCGUAUUAAGCAAGUUGAAUUUAGAGAAAAUGUAAGGGCUUUCUUUCCCCAGGGAUAAAGCAAACUGUCCGUAAUAAUGAGGUGUCCGUAUUAAGCGGGUUAAAUUUAGAGAAAAUGUAAGGGCUUUCUUUCCCCAGGGGUAAAGCAAACUGUCCGUAAUAAUGAGGUGUUCGUAUCAAGCGCAUGUCCAUAAAGCGGAGUUUCACUGUACAAUUUGCAAUUUUUACAGAUAAAACGUGCUUGUGAUGGGAAAGUCUCCUGUGAGCUUCAUGCUUCCAAUGACGUUUACGGAAACCCUUGUCCCGUUUGGUCAUCCAAGUACAUCGAAGUCAAAUACAUGUGCAGUCCCUAA
Messenger RNA from Porites lobata, 14385 nucleotides. The record is from the annotation of a GenBank genome assembly. NCBI's taxonomy places the organism in Eukaryota, Metazoa, Cnidaria, Anthozoa, Scleractinia, Poritidae.